Molecule: messenger RNA, 1224 nt
Organism: Purpureocillium lilacinum
Lineage: Eukaryota; Fungi; Ascomycota; Sordariomycetes; Hypocreales; Ophiocordycipitaceae
Biological process (GO): nickel cation transmembrane transport
Cellular component (GO): plasma membrane
Molecular function (GO): nickel cation transmembrane transporter activity
Source: RefSeq, a predicted model, not a curated record
AUGGGUCGCCGCCUCACGCUGCCGCCCAAGCCGGGCUUCCUACGGCCCCUGCCCACCAACAGCCUCGUGGCCAUCACCUCGCUCGUCGUCGUCAACGCCAUCGUCUGGGCCGCCAUCGCCGUGGUCCUGCACUUCCACCCGGCGCUCAUCUCCCCCGCCGCGCUGUCCUACACGCUCGGCCUGCGGCACGCCCUCGACGCGGACCACAUCUCCGCCAUCGACCUCAUGACGCGGCGGCUCAUCGCCUCGGGCCAGCGCCCCGCCACCGUCGGCACCUUCUUCUCCCUCGGGCACAGCACCAUCGUCAUCGUCACCUGCAUCGUCGUCGCCGCCACCAGCGGCGCCCUGCGCGACCGCUUCGACGGCUUCACCCGCGUGGGCAACAUCAUCGGCACUGCCGUCAGCGCCACGUUCCUCAUCAUACUGUGCCUUGGUAACGGAUGGGUCCUCUACAAGCUGGUCAAGCGCCUGCGCGAGGUGCUGGCGUCGCAGCGGCGCAUGGGCGAGGACAGCGAGGACGAGAACGCGGCGAAUGCGGGUAACGGACAGUUUGACCUCGAGGGCGCGGGCUUUCUUGCGCGCACCUUCAAGUUUCUCUUCAAGGCCAUCGAUCGCCCUUGGAAGAUGUAUCCGCUCGGCGUCGUCUUUGGCCUUGGCUUCGACACGAGCUCCGAGGUUGCUAUUCUCGGCAUCGCCAGCAUUCAGGCCAUCAAGGGGACGAGCAUAUGGCUCAUCCUCAUCUUUCCCAUUCUCUUCACGUCCGGCAUGUGCCUGCUUGACACGACCGACGGCGCCCUCAUGAUGGCCCUCUACACGUCCAAAGCCUUCAGGCGAGACGUGGUCGCCAUUCUCUACUACUCCAUUGUACUCACAGGCAUCACCGUCUUCGUCUCUGCCUUUAUCGGCAUCAUCCAGGUCCUGUCCCUGGUGCAGAACGUCGCCGAGCCCGAAGGCCGAUUCUGGGAUGGUGUUUCUGAUGUGGGUGACCAUUUCGACAUCAUCGGAGGUAGCAUAUGCGGCGUCUUUGUGGUGGUCGGCCUAGGAUCGAUCCUCUUCUACAAACCGUGGCGCAGGCGCAUGGAUGCGAAACGUGGGCAACAUCAGGCCCUCAUUGCCGACGACAUGGACAGGGAAAGCCCCGCGCCCGAGUCUGAAGAUCAUGCACCGCCAUCACCAAAGGGUGCAUCAAUGCAGGUACAUGUAGUUGGACAAUCUAGCGCUUGA